Messenger RNA from Ipomoea nil (Japanese morning glory), 2322 nucleotides. RefSeq lists its product as uncharacterized. Lineage: Eukaryota; Viridiplantae; Streptophyta; Magnoliopsida; Solanales; Convolvulaceae. Gene Ontology annotation, molecular function: nucleic acid binding. The record is from RefSeq and is a predicted model, not a curated record. The transcript has a single exon. Bases 1 to 2322 code for a protein of 773 amino acids.
AUGGAGAAAGUCCUCAAUAUGGCUCUGAAAGUGGAAAGGAAAAUAAAUGGAUCUCUCAAUCAAAGGAAUAUUGAAGUGCUUCAAUCCAAUGCAGUCCAAAACAGUCAAGGACAGUCCACAGAAGACAGUGGAACUGUGGCCUUCUCUGCUUCAAAUAACAAGAAGAAAUUUGGCAACAAUGGAGGAAAGAAUGUGGCCAAAUGCACAUACUGCAACAUGAGUGGCCAUACUGUUGAGAAAUGCUUUAAGAAGCAUGGUUAUCCUCCUGCUUGGAUACCAGGAUACAAGUCUAGAAACAGGCAAAACCAAGAUGCUCAGAGCAAUGCUGUCAAUCAGAUUGGGGACAUAGGGCUAUCUGCUGAGCAAUUCCAGAGACUUGUGAGCCUGUUGCAUGGUCAGAACCAAGAGAAACCAGCCUCCUCAAAUGCAACCAUAACAAUGAACAACUAUGAAAAGAAAUCAGGAUCUAAUGAAGGCAAGUUCAUAUCUGAUCGCCACAUUAAUAAUGUCAUAUCUUCUUCUGCUAUAUGGAUUUUAGAUUCAGGUGCUACUGAUCACAUUACAUGCUCAUUAGACUAUUUUGAAAGGUAUCACAGGGUUUGUGGAGUUUCUGUUAAAUUGCCCAAUGGAGGAACUGUAAGUGUGACACAUAUAGGUGAUAUCAGACUGCAGUUAAACCUACUGCCCAAUGGAGGAACUGUAAGUGUGACACAUAUAGGUGAUAUCAGACUGCAGUUAAACCUACUGUUAAACAAUGUGUUGUUCAUCCCUUCAUUCACAUUCAAUAUUAUCUCUGCUAGCAAGUUAACUAAACAAGGGGCUUGCAAAAUCAUAAUGAAUUCUGACUCCUAUAACAUUCAGGGUCCUUUUGGGAUGAUGGAUGGUUUUACUGAACAAAGGAAUGGCUUAUAUGUGAUCACUGAUCCACCAAAGAAAAGGAACUGUCAGAUUGAUGAGAUGAUGGAAAGCAAUAGUGUAUCUUUGCAUUUGUGGCAUUAUAUACCCCAACAAAAUGGGGUGGCAGAAAGAAAGCAUCAACUUUUCUUAAGUGUAGCUAGGGCUCUCAGAUUUCAGUCUGGAGUGCCUAUGGAAUUUUGGAAUCAUUAUGUUAUGCAUGCCAUCUACUUAAUUAACAGAUUACCUCCUGCUAAACCUGGUGAGAAGUCACCCUUUGAAUUCUUAUUUGGCAGAACUGUGGAAUAUCAUCACCUCAAAGCUUUUGGGUGCUUGUGCUUUGGAUCUACUAUGUCUCAUGGCAAAAGUAAAAUGGAACCAAGAGCCAAGAAGUUUCUAUUUCUGGGGAUCCCUGCAAAUGUAAAAGGCUAUGUGUUAUAUGACAUUGCUAACAAACAUGUUUUUAUCUCCAUGGAUGUUCAGUUUUAUGAGCAUAUCUACCCCUUUAAGGAGGACAAAUCAGAAGCUUAUGAUGAAAAGAACAUGUUUGAUCCUGUGCUGCCUUUGGUUCCAGUCUCCAUUGAGGUUAGCAUACCACCUUUGGAUACUACUGCAAAUCAAAAUCAAGUACUAGGAGAAGCAGCCACUCCCAGUCUUUCAAUUCACAACACUGAAGCACCAGAAAGGGCUAGCAGGUCAAGUCCCUUACCCUACAACAUUGACAGUGUGGAUACUUAUGUCAGCACAAACAAUGAAUUUUCAAAUGAGACAGGUGGUAACACAAUGAUACAAGAUGAAGCAGUUCAAAUAGAUGUACACUUAGAACCAAGAAGAUCAGAAAGAACAAGACACAUACCUACAAGGUUACAAGAUUACUAUUGUCAUUCACUGAGUACAGGCAGUCACCACAGCAGGUCAUCACCACAUUCAAUUAACAAGGUGAUAUCAUAUGAGGGUCUAUCCCCAAGCCAUAGGGUCUGUGCAAACUCCAUUCUGACCAUACAAGAGCCACAAUCAUAUAAUGAAGCAGUUAAAGAAGAGGCAUGGAGGAAAGCAAUGCAAUGUGAAAUAGAUGCAUUGGUUGAAAAUAAAACUUGGGUGCUUACAGACCUCCCACCAGGCAAAACCCCAAUUGGUUGCAAAUUGGUGUACAAGGUGAAACAUAGAGCUGAUGGUUCCAUAGAAAGACACAAGGCUAGACUGGUGGCAAAGGGCUACACUCAGCAGCUAGGAGUGGACUAUGUUGAAACAUUUUCUCCUGUGGCUAGAAUGACAACAAUUAGAACCUUCCUAGCUGUAGCAGUUGCAAAAGGAUGGGACAUCAAACAAUUAGACAUCAAUAAUGCUUUUUUGCAUGGAGAUCUAGACGAGGAAGUAUACAUGAUUUCACCCCCUGGUUUUCAAAAUAACAAGCAGCAAGUUUGUUAG